AUGGAAUCGAAAGAUGGGGUGGUGGAAAUAGACCGCCUGGAACGGGGCUUAUUGUUGCCAGGCGCUGGUUCAAACAGUGGCUCUGAACCGACUGACAAUCCUAAUGAAGAAGAAGAUGAACCGGUUCUCUACAAGGCGUCGUUUGAGGAAGCCGAAGAGAAUUUCAUGAAAUACCAAACGGCUCAAUGGGUUUUGUACUCGUUGCUUUUGAUACUGGCAUGGGGCAUCGGUCUGUUCAUGUUGCUUUAUUUGCCGGUCCGGCGUUACAUUUUGCGGAAAGAUAUCCGGUCCCGUAAACUCUAUAUCACUCCCAAUGCCAUUGUUUACAAAGUUAAAAGGCCCGUGCCGAUUCCCUUUUUGGGGUUUUUGAAGAAAGAGAAGUAUGUUCUAUUGCCUUCAGUUGCUGACGUUGUAAUAGAACAAGGAUAUUUACAGUCCCAAUUUGGUGUAUACUCGAUUAGAAUUGAAAACGUUGGUGUGAGAAGGCCCUCAAGUGACGAUGUUCAAAUCAAAGGAGUUGCUAACCCUCAUGCUUUCAGAAAGGCCGUUCUUAUGCGCAUAUCUAGCAUGAGAGAGGAGGUUUUACCUAGACAAGUUUCUGCAAUUGAAGAUGUUCCAACUUCGAGGAUUAGUCACUCACCAAUUCCUUUGAUGUCCCCUUCAAAACCCCCAAGGCCUGAUUCAUUAACUUUUGCCAGCGAGCUGGCAAUCUUGCAAAAACUGGAGGAGGUUGGCAGUUCAGUAAAGAGAGUUCAAACUUUAAUUGAAGAGAAGAAUUCUCAAGCAUCAGAAGCAGUGGAUUGA
Fraxinus pennsylvanica is the source of this 804-nucleotide messenger RNA. The record is from the annotation of a GenBank genome assembly. NCBI's taxonomy places the organism in Eukaryota, Viridiplantae, Streptophyta, Magnoliopsida, Lamiales, Oleaceae.